GUGGGAUUUCCAAAGGAUCUCCAGGAUAUUUUGAUUGGUUGAACUUGUCUUACAGAUGACGACUUUCUCAAAACCCCUGAAUGCACAGCCUGUGACGUCAGAACGCCUCCUCAUACUCUUGCCAUAUUUAUAAGUCUUGAAGUAGGUUAUCAGAGAGCUUCCGAAAGUGACAAUACAUUUCCCUACCUACUCGUACAAUAAGGCCCAAAAACAAGCAAAAACCACUACACCAUUCUCGUUCCCAAAGCGAAAAUGAACAGCACCAACAAAAGCGGAGUAUCCUCGGGUGUGACCUGGGUCACAUCGACAGUUGGGUGAGUUACUACUACAGGCCCCAAGUGGUAUUAUUUCUAAUAUUUCUUAGGAAUGGAGUUGGUGGUGUCGUAGAUACGGCUGGGACAGUUGUUGGAGCAGCAGGUCGUGGUGUUGGAGAUACUGUCACUGGUGUAACAGGGAAGGCAGGAAAGCCAGUUGGUGAUGGAAUCAAAUACGUCACCGACGGCAUUGAGGAUGGAGCGGCAAACGUGGCUGGUGGUGUUAAGAGAGCUGGGGAAGGAAAAUAG
Hymenoscyphus albidus is the source of this 563-nucleotide messenger RNA. The record is from the annotation of a GenBank genome assembly. Lineage: Eukaryota; Fungi; Ascomycota; Leotiomycetes; Helotiales; Helotiaceae.